CCCGGUCCCCACAAAAAGAUGGAAAGCCAAAAACAGACACCUGACCUUGAAUUGGUUCGAGAUGUGAAGAUGACCGGCAAUUCAUCGAUACUGCACCUGAUGCUGGCACAAGACAUUCUAGGACCUAGGAGACCAAGGAGAGAACGAGCGGGAUCCAUGACAUGAACACGGAUUCUCACAAGGCAAAGAUGGUGUAUAUUAUGAUGUAUGGAAAGACAUGCAAAUCGUACAAGAAGGAGGAACAACACAUGGAAAGAAAACCAAUAGAAACAAGAUAAAGAAAACCGAAAGAAAGAAGGACAUUGAGGAGACAGAACAUCAUGAACCACAAGCGGGAUGCCAGCCACAGAGCAAACGCAAACAAGGGGACGCAUCGUGGAGAUUGGGCAGUAAACAAUUUAUUGGGCAGCAAACAAUUUGGUACACAAUGCCAUAGAGCAAUAGUACUCAAAUCAAAGAAAUACCGAAAUAGUGGUCGAAAAUAUUCUAUCCCAUCCACAGUGCUUGAGGUGCUUGUACUCAGGUGAUCUACUCCUUGAGAUUGACAUUUUGUCGGCCAGUUUGCUGCUUUUCUACAUCAUGUUUACCAUGUUUUCGGUCCUCAAUGUAAUUACUGGAGUCUUUGUUGACACCGCUAUCCAGACAAGCAAUUCACAGCGGGAUAUUCAGAUCGAGCGCGAGAUGGAGCUCAAAGAUUCCUUCUUGAAGUCGCUUAAAGAUUUCUUUGAAGCAUUGGACACUGAUGGCAGUGGUUCUAUCCAUUUGGAAGAAAUCAAAAUCAUGCUUCAGGAUCCAACCCUCGCAGCAUAUUUUGCUGUACUCGGUUUCGAUGAAGUAAAUGCCAAUCAAAUAUUCCACUUGCUGGAUGAUGAUGAAUCUGGUGAGGUCAGCAUCGAGGAAUUCCUUGAGGGCUGUUCAAAGCUGAAGGGGGCUGCCCGGAGUAUUGAUGUUCACGCGUUGAUGCACCAGUGCAGGGCCCUUCACCGUGAGCUGAACUUUGUCGCAUCAAUGCUGGGCGUAGACAUGCACUCCAGCACGGCACUUGCCCACAGGCAUCCUUAUUGGAAUGGCAGAGGCUCUAGGCAUGUUGGUCGUGCGACGAACCUUCCGCCUGCAACUUCAGCAUAAAUCAUCCCAGUUGGCUUGCUACAGCUUGAUGUUCCUAGAAGGAACGAUAUAAGAGCUUUCACAUUUCUGUGAGUAGAUGUUUCCGAUGAAAAGGCGACAUGCCAGGAUCGAGAACAGGAUUUGCUUAACAUAGCGUGCUUCACCCAAAUGGGUUGCGCAAAGUGGACGAAGAACGCCAACCCCAAAGCUCCGGGAUGGCCUAGGUUUACAAAAAGCCGUGUGGGAGCAUCCCAAGUUUGUCCCUUUCAAUGCACAACUGCUUGUUCGAACCGCCAUUUGCAAUCCUUGAGCGAUUGACAGCCAUGUGGGAUCUAGCUUCAC
Molecule: messenger RNA, 1449 nt
Organism: Durusdinium trenchii
Lineage: Eukaryota; Dinophyceae; Suessiales; Symbiodiniaceae
Source: the annotation of a GenBank genome assembly